CACAGGUGAAAGCACACCCUUAAACCUCAUCAUCAGCCACAGUAUAGUGAUAAUAAACGCGGCGGCUUUUCCACGUUCCAGCGAGCGUGUGUACUAUAGCAACAGGUUUUCCCAUUAUUAAAUCGAUAAUAUCGUAGCAGUUUGCCGCAUCAACAACACAAUAGAAAGAAGAGCCCCCCAAAGUACGGAGAAGAGCUUCCUCCGAGGAGGUCGUCCUAAGGAGCAGUCUCAGUCACUGCAACUACACUGCUGCUGCAGCAGUAAUACCCAGAAGCUAUUGUUAGAUCUAAGCUUAUUUUUUUUCUUCUCCUUAUGAAUAUUUAAUUUCCGCAAACGUCGAUUGUUACGUUUUUCCCUCCCCCGCUCCGGUUGUAGAAAAAGAAGAAGAAGACAUCAUCAUCGCUCAGUCACAAUGGACGACCUGUUCGGCAAGAAGAAGGAGGUGGUCCCCAUUCUGGACCUGUCCCGGUCAACGGCGACCACCCGGGAAGAGUUCAAAAAGAUGUACGAAAAGGUGCCCGAUUACAAGACGCGCCCGAUCAAGGUGCGGCCGGAGGAGAUUCGGUUCAAGGAUAAGGACACCAGCUACAAGAUGCCCAAGAAGGAGCUGAAGAUGCUGCUCAAGAACGGGGGCGAUCGGGACAAGCUGUACACGUACAUGGAUCCGAUUCCGACGGAGAUGCGGAAUUUGGUCAUUAUGGAGCUGUGCAGCGUGUCGAUUGACUGGAAGAUGCUGACGCCGCUGCGGCCAAAAACGAAGAUUGAGGAGGAGUACUUUAGCAAACUGGUGGAGCUCGGCAAGCUGCAGAUAAAAACCGAGCAACGCGAUAAGCGUGAGAACCAGCUCUCGUCGUCGGUGCGCAAGGUGAAGAACAAAUCCGGCAUCAUCGAGUCGCGGAUCUUCACGUGCAACGAGUGCGCCGAGGAGUUUUGCAACGGCAAGGUGUGUCUGGACUUUAACUACGACCUGUACACGCGGAUCGCACCGAAGGCGCCGAUCGUGAAGACGAACUCGCAGCAGCAAAUCAGCACCACGAAGAUACUGGCGGAGCUGAACCAGAAGAGUAUCGACAGCGGGAGCGGGGGGAGUACGUCGAAGAAGAGCGGGAUUGGGGGUGGUGGGAGGAGGUCGAUCCGGAGAAAGUCCAAGACGCGGUCCAAGUCGGCGGAGGAGGACGAUGGCAAUCAGAGUGGGGGUGGUGGGGGAGGAGGGGGAGCGGCCGGGGGUGGUGGGAAGAAGAAGACUAAGAAAUCGUCCAGGAGUAAAAGUCCGGGGAAGUAGUGAAGAAGGACAGGGGGAGAAUCAGGACCCUUUUCGAAAGUUACCUCUUUGUAGUCUCGUUUACGGUAUUAAAGCUAUUAUGAAGAAGUGUGUGUGAUCUUGUUUUGUGAAAG
Culex pipiens pallens (northern house mosquito) is the source of this 1395-nucleotide messenger RNA. RefSeq lists its product as uncharacterized. The transcript has 3 exons. The coding region runs from base 413 to 1282 and encodes 289 amino acids. Lineage: Eukaryota; Metazoa; Arthropoda; Insecta; Diptera; Culicidae. The record is from RefSeq and is a predicted model, not a curated record.